UUUCUCGCUAAUCACGAGAAGAGGACGGAACGGAACAGAACGCAACGCCAAUUCACGACACACUAUUUUCAGCUUUAUGUAGUUUUCGGCAAAUUUGUUUUUGUCAGACAGUGUUUGCGUGUGUUUUUUUUAACCUCUGGACUAUCUGUUCGCACGCCCGUCGGACUGGUGCGUUGCGUGGAACCAUGACUGCAAGCCUGUACAUGAAGUCCGUCGGGGUUUGGCCCAUUUUAAAGUCAAGAACGAAGGUGUAGUGCUUUGGUGAUGGCGGUCGCCCGUUCGUGUUCCGUGACCACCGUCUUCUUUUAGUCCGGAGCGACGCCAACCUUAUCAGUGGGAGAAAAUGCAGUGUUGAUCGCCUGAAAAAGUGUAAUAAUAUCGGCGCCCAGCCCCCAGCCUACGCUUUGGUCCGCCUAGCGACACAAGCCUGCCUGGCCUGCUCUGCCGAGGUUAGCAGCCACCCGCGGCACGAUCAAGAAGCACGGAACAAGAAGGCCCGAGCCCAAGGCUAGGCUAGGGUGGACCUGCAGCUGGCUGCACCCGUCUGCAGCUGCACCUGUCCCGAGGGUGUGUUGUGGUGCAGUGCCGGCCUGGAAAAUGCUCAAACCUUAUGUACGUGACCGAUUGGCUUAAGUCCGACAAGCCCGAUUGGAUAACACCACCCCAACACAUUUGUCAAGUGGAAUGCAAGUGGAAUUUGUGUGAAGACUGACUUUGGUGAUGUUAGUGUGAUUCUGAGUGAAAAAACAGUGGAAUCUCGGAGAGAAUGAGUGCAUCAGGCGCGUUUGUGGAUAGAAUAGAUCCCUGGGGCUCCAAGGCUUCACUCAAGAAAAAGAAAAAAAAGUCGCAGGGCUCAUCAAGAUACCGGAAUGCUGGAGAAAUGGAAUUACAAGCCCUCCCUUAUCUCAAAGAUGUGCCAUCAAACGAGCAGGAAGAGCUCUUUAUCCGGAAGUUGCGGCAAUGCUGCGUAGCGUUCGACUUCAUGGACCCAGUGACGGACCUGAAGGGGAAGGAGAUCAAGAGGAACACACUUAGCGAAUUGGUUGACUACAUCACCACAGGGCGAGGAGUGCUCACCGAGCCGGUCUACCCCGAAAUCAUAAAGAUGAUAUCGGCCAAUUUGUUCCGGACGUUGCCGCCCAGUGAAAAUCCUGACUUUGACCCAGAAGAGGAUGACCCAACACUAGAGGCCUCAUGGCCACAUCUCCAGUUUGUCUAUGAGUUUUUCUUGAGGUUCCUUGAGUCAACAGAUUUCCAACCUGCUAUUGGCAAGAAAGUCAUUGAUCAGAAAUUUGUUCUUCAGCUUUUGGAUUUAUUUGACAGUGAAGAUCCCAGGGAAAGAGACUUCUUGAAAACUGUUUUGCACCGCAUCUAUGGAAAAUUCCUUGGGCUGCGAGCUUUCAUUCGCAAACAAAUCAACAACAUCUUUCUUAGGUUUGUCUAUGAAACAGAACAUUUCAAUGGGGUUGGAGAACUUCUUGAAAUCUUGGGGAGCAUCAUCAAUGGGUUUGCAUUGCCCUUGAAGGCAGAACAUAAACAAUUCCUUGUAAAGGUACUCAUUCCCUUGCACAAGGUAAAGUGCCUUGGAUUGUACCAUGCACAGCUGGCCUACUGUGUGGUGCAGUUCUUGGAAAAGGAUCCAACCCUUACAGAGCCUGUUAUUCAGGGACUGCUCAAGUACUGGCCAAAGACCUGCAGCCAGAAAGAGGUUAUGUUUUUGGGGGAAAUUGAAGAAAUUUUAGAUGUCAUCGAACCAACACAGUUUGUCAAAAUCCAAGAGCCUCUUUUCAGGCAAAUCUCAAGAUGUGUUGCCAGUCACCAUUUCCAGGUGGCAGAGAGAGCACUGUAUUUCUGGAACAAUGAAUACAUUAUGUCACUUAUUGAGGAAAACAAUUCAGUUAUUAUGCCCAUUGUCUUUCCUUCUCUUUAUCGCAUGAGCAAGGAGCACUGGAACCAGACCAUUAUUGCUCUUUUGUAUAAUGCGCUCAAGUCAUUCAUGGAGAUGAACAGUAAGCUCUUUGAUGAGCUGACUGCUGCUUAUAAAGCUGAAAGACAAAGGGAAGUAAAACGGAAGAAGGAAAGAGAAGAGUUGUGGCAGAGACUGUCAGAGCUUGAGGUGAAUAGCCAAUCGAAUAAAGAGCAACAGCUCAAUAAUAAAGAGCCACAGCUCAUUUUCAAGUGAUAAAUGAGACACACGCAAGAGAGAAAAAGUCAUACAAAUUAUUUGCUGUUAUGUUGUGUGAUUGUCGUGAAGUGCAAGGAGUGGAGUCCGGUGCUGAAAACUUGAAAAAGUACAACAAUGAGCCUUUAGUGUACCUCCUACCCCUUUUCCUCAGGCCCGACAUAUGGCUGCUACCCCCAGCACUAACCUGCCCCGAUCCACCUUGCCUACCCUCUCCCGCCCAGCCUGACGGACCCACCAGUGCAUUGUGUCGGCUUGUUCAUCGACCAAAUUCCUUGUAACAAUUAAACUUAGUGAAUAAUGUACAUUGUUGAUCUGCGUCAUCUCAGUCAAUAAAGUAACAAAAUUGUUGUGUAAGUUAAGGUAUCUACCUAUCUAAUAUUUGGAAAAUCUCUGAAAGACAGAUGAUUACAUGCCUGUAUAUGUUUAAAUAAUGUGAAAUGUAACUAGAUGCUUGGGAUGAUUAGUAAGCCUUAAUGAUGUGGAGUUAUCUCAAGUAUUACACAAGAAAUUGCAAUCUUUUUUUAAUCACUGAAUUAGAGUAAUACAUAUUUUAAUGUCUGGUUGCUAAUUGUAAUAAUGUGCAAUGGCUACCUUCUGACCUCUAUUACGUGUUCUGCCAAUGUGGGGGAGGGGGGACUUUCUUAGACAAUUUUGUGAAGGGUUUGAAAAUAAUGUAGAAAAGAUUCUCUAGCCAGGGAAUGUCAAAUUUUGUGUUUCUUUGUAUAAAAAAUGUUAAUAAAUAUGAAGUGUCAAAACAUCUUUGAAACUCCAUGAAAUGUAGAGACAAGGGUAUCUUGGGAAAUCCUUCAACUGUUCUAGGCUUCUUAAAAAUUUUGUUUCUAAUGGUGUGACAAAUUAAAUAUUAAAAGUUCUUUUAAAUUUUAAUGAGUCAUCAUUCUUUUGAUAAUUUCAAACUACUAUGUUGCUAAUAUUCACUUCAAUUGAAACAAAUGAAGCCAUAUCAAUUCUGCUCAGUGUUCUCAGGCGGAACAAUUUGGGUUCUUCAGGGCCCUGUAACUCAUAUUUGUUUUCUAAAUGGGGGGUCGGGGAACUAUCUUGUACAAACUUAAUUGUCUUAAGACUUUUAGCGCUCUCUGAGGCUAGUUGAUUUUUUUUUGGUUUUUUAAAACUAUUAAUGCAAAUUUUAUUUAUUGGAAAGAACUGUCAUGUUACAUGUAACAUUGAAAUUGAAAUGUUUCUCCUUUUUAAAAUUUAAGUUUUUAAUGUAUGUGAUGUUUAUGCAUGUGUCAUACCCUGCUCCCCCUGCACCUAUGCCCCAAGAAAUCAAUCUGCUUGUCCUGAGUUAUAGGGCUCUGACUUACUGCUCUCCUGAGAAGUCACUUCAGGCAAUAGUCAGUCAUUUUAUUUCUAUCUUUUCUUUCCAACCGAAAGGCUGACUUUUGGAUGUCUUUGUUAGGGUAUGUAUAUUUUUUUUUUAAUGUCAUAGUUUUGAAGAAUAUAUCAAUACAAUAAUAUGUAAAAAUGAACUCCGUUGUUAGUAUUGAUGCAAAGGCAUCUUGUCAGUGUGUGUACUGAAUAACAUCCCAUUGACCUCUGUACGUAUCCAGGAACAACAGAUGUUCAUCAAGUACCAUACUUUCAAAUACCUGCUGUUGGAGAGGUCUUCCUGACUUACAUUUUCAACCCAAGGGGUUUUACGUAUGAGACAAAAUGUUUUUGGCUUGAUGAGAUAUUGCGCUUAUUUUACAAGUGAAUGUGUGCAUAUUUUCUGAAUAUGUAUAAUUGGUUGUCAAAAUCAAGAGGUCUAUGUUGUAUGAGAAUGGGGGUCGCAGUUUUCAGAAUGUGCUGAGAUGUGGACAUAAGCCCCUGUAGCAAGUGCUUUACAAGGCUUACCAUUAUACACCUUGUAGAGCACACCUAUUUGGCAGCAUUCAGUUCUUAAGGCCUUUGCCUUUGCUGGAUGUUGCAUACCUAGUGAACUUCAGAGACUUUUUCCAUAUUGCCACCAUUGUCAUUAUGUAAUUCGGAGAGAAUUAUAAAGCAUUGUUUAGGGUUUUGAA
Frankliniella occidentalis (western flower thrips) is the source of this 4206-nucleotide messenger RNA. RefSeq names its product serine/threonine-protein phosphatase 2A 56 kDa regulatory subunit epsilon isoform (gene wdb). Gene Ontology annotation, molecular function: protein phosphatase activator activity. Lineage: Eukaryota; Metazoa; Arthropoda; Insecta; Thysanoptera; Thripidae. The record is from RefSeq and is a predicted model, not a curated record. Gene Ontology annotation, biological process: signal transduction; protein dephosphorylation. Gene Ontology annotation, cellular component: protein phosphatase type 2A complex; cytosol; nucleus. The coding region runs from base 767 to 2182 and encodes 471 amino acids. The transcript is spliced from 10 exons.